This is a messenger RNA of Oncorhynchus kisutch (coho salmon), 1130 nucleotides long. It is a transcript of the gene tomt, whose product is annotated as transmembrane O-methyltransferase. The record is from RefSeq and is a predicted model, not a curated record. NCBI's taxonomy places the organism in Eukaryota, Metazoa, Chordata, Actinopteri, Salmoniformes, Salmonidae. The coding region runs from base 190 to 969 and encodes 259 amino acids. Gene Ontology annotation, molecular function: catechol O-methyltransferase activity. The transcript is spliced from 4 exons. Gene Ontology annotation, biological process: dopamine metabolic process; developmental process; catecholamine catabolic process.
UGUGUACCACUCUCAUUGUGUCUGUGUACCUAGCUGUAUGUCUGUGUACCACUCUCAUUGUGUCUGUGUACCUAGCUGUGUGUCUGUGUACCACUCUCAUUGUGUCUGUGUACCACUCUCAUUGUGUCUGUGUACUUAGCUGUAUGUCUGUGUACCACUCUCAUUGUGUCUGUCCCUUGCAGCAGAACCAUGGUGUCUGGUGCUAUAGCGUUGGCCUUCCUCCCCCUGGUGUUGACUUUCAUUAUUCGUUACCGCUACUACUUUGUGCUGUUCUACCGGGCGGUGCUGGUCAGGAUGUGGUAUGACUGUACGACGGGGCUGAGCAGGGAGGAGAGGGCGUUCCAGUACGUUCUGACCCACGCCAUCCCCGGCGACCCAGAAAGUAUCCUGGAAACCUUUGACCUCUGGUGCAGCAAGGUGGAGUUCAUCAGCAACAUCGGCCCCAAAAAAGGUAAGAUAAUGGACCGGAUGCUUUCCGAGCACUGCCCUCUGACCGUGCUGGAGCUAGGGUCCCACUGUGGGUACAGCACAGUGCGUAUCGCCCGGGCACUGCCCCUGGGUGCCAGGCUCUACAGUGUGGAAAUGGAUGCGAUCAACGCUGCCAUAGCAGAGAAGAUCAUACGACUGGCGGGCUUCGACGAUGACACGGUGGAGCUGAUAGUGAGUCCGUCAGAUGAGGUAAUCCCAAGGUUGCGGGCAGACUACGGUCUGGAGCGGUUGGACUUUGUGUUCAUGGACCACUGGAAAAAAUGCUACCGUCCUGACUUGCAGGCUCUGGAGGGCUCUGGUCUGCUGGGAAAAGGCUCUGUAGUGCUGGCUGACAACGUCCUGUUUCCGGGUGCUCCUAACUUCCUCCGACACGUCCGCAAGAGUGGCCUCUACGAGUGGAAGAUCCACAGGGCCACUCUAGAGUACAGCAAGGGCAUCAGGGAUGGGAUGGCUGAACUGGUUUACCAGGGGAUCAAGUAGGGUGGGGGCAUAGUGACGGACACACUCAUCUGUUACCUAGACAUACAAGGCUGAGGUUGGGGGCAACUUACUUUUGUUAUCGGAGCCUACAAGUCUUCUGCUAUUUUCCGCUUAUUCAACCAGCAGGGGGCACUAUCAUUCUGACAGUCUGUCACGUGUUU